AUGCCUUUCUUCAUUAGAAAACCAAACUCGGAAUCAAAAGACAAAAAGCGCAAGAAAUUACUUAAAUCUGAAAAUGCCAAGAAAAAAACGAAAUCCACAUCAUCUGAAUUCACAAAUGGUCAUACAAACAAGAAAUCCAAAAAACAAAAUGACAUUAUAGACGAAAACGAAGAAAUUCCAAGCGAUAGUGAUCUUGAAGAAGAUGACGAACAAAACCGUCAGACGAAUGGAACUGUUCGAUUAGAUAAUCUCUUAUUAAACGAAGAAGAUGACGACGAUGAUGAAAAUAACGUUCAUGAGCAACGAUUGAAACGUGCGAAAGAGUACAUUGAACAGAUUGCCAAACAAGAAAAAGAACGUGAACUCGAUCGUGACGCUGUUUCUGAACGUCUUCGUGAUGAUGUCCUUGAACAAGCGGGUAAACUUCAUCGUCAAGUUGCUUCAAAUUAUUCUCAACCUGUUCUUCUUCACACAUGUCGUGGUCAUCAACAAAGUGUCACCUGUGUAUGUAUCUCAAAUGACAACAAAUAUGCAUUCACUGGAUCAAAAGAUUGCAGUAUUAUUAAAUGGUGUUUGUUAACUGGUAAAAAACUUCAUUUGAUACGUCGACUUGUGAAACCCACUGAAACAAACGAACGAGUACCAAUUGUUGGACAUUACGAUCAUAUUCUUGCAAUUAGUAUUUCAACUGAUGGACAGUUUUUAGUAGAGAAUUUUAUAUGA
This is a messenger RNA of Adineta ricciae, 723 nucleotides long. The record is from the annotation of a GenBank genome assembly. NCBI's taxonomy places the organism in Eukaryota, Metazoa, Rotifera, Eurotatoria, Adinetida, Adinetidae.